Brienomyrus brachyistius is the source of this 2073-nucleotide messenger RNA. Its product is annotated as butyrophilin subfamily 1 member A1-like. NCBI's taxonomy places the organism in Eukaryota, Metazoa, Chordata, Actinopteri, Osteoglossiformes, Mormyridae. The transcript is spliced from 6 exons. The record is from RefSeq and is a predicted model, not a curated record. Gene Ontology annotation, molecular function: protein binding. The coding region runs from base 572 to 1261 and encodes 229 amino acids.
GUUAUUUUAGUAUUUGUGUGAGAAUUACAAGGAACCUAUGAGGAUCUGAGAAUCAAAUAUCAAUAUAAAGGAUUGUUAAAAUGUCCGUUUUUACCUCUUUGCAGAAAAGGGUUGUCAGGUUGAUGGUGAGUGAAUAAAUUAUUAAUCAGUAUGACGACCUUACAUUACAGAAAACAUCUCUUGAGAAUUUCACUACUGCUAUACAGUAUAAUCAAUGUUGUCUGCAUUUCAGGCUCUCUGUGGAAUGAAUGGCAUGAAGAAAAGGGUUGUCAGGUUGAUGGUGAGUGAAUAAAUUAUUAAUCAGUAUGACGACCUUACAUUACAGAAAACAUCUCUUGAGAAUUUCACUACUGUUAUACAGUAUAAUCAAUGUUGUCUGCAUUUCAGGCUCUCUGUGGAAUGAAUGGCAUGAAGGUCAGUGGUUAUUUUAGUAUUUGUGUGAGAAUUACAAGGAACCUAUGAGGAUCUGAGAAUCAAAUAUCAAUAUAAAGGAUUGUUAAAAUGUCCGUUUUUACCUCUUUGCAGAAAAGGGUUGUCAGGUUGAUGGUGAGUGAAUAAAUUAUUAAUCAGUAUGACGACCUUACAUUACAGAAAACAUCUCUUGAGAAUUUCACUACUGCUAUACAGUAUAAUCAAUGUUGUCUGCAUUUCAGGCUCUCUGUGGAAUGAAUGGCAUGAAGAAAAGGGUUGUCAGGUUGAUGGCUUUCCUUGGAAACAACAGCAUGAGGUGGACAUAACCCUAGAUAGAGGCACAGCUCAUCGCAAGCUGAAGAUAUCGGAUGAUGCUAAAGAAGUCCAGUGGAUAGAAGAGGGAAUACAGAGUGUGUCUAAGGAGAGCAACCGCUUUGAUACUGAGCCAUUUGUACUGGGAAAUAUCAUGCGUUCCUGGAGAAGCUACUGGUGCGUUGAUGUGGAGGGAAAGGAGGACUGGGUCUUGGGUGUAGCUGCAGAUACAUCCAGCAGGAAAGGCCAACUGGAAAUGAGCCCCAGUAAUGGAUUUUGGGUAAUUAGGGUGUCAAAUGGUAUGAGUGUGAAGGUCAUGACCGAGGAGGUAGAGGUCCGGACAGAUAUACCCAUCCCAACAAAAGUGGGAAUUUACCUUGACUAUGAAGAGAAGGAGGUGUCCUUCUACAAUGCAGUAGAUGGUUUGUGUAUUUACACUUUCAAAGAUGGGCCAGGCUCUGACAGAACUGCCCGUCCCCUAUUCUCUCCAUGGAGCAAUGAUUCAGACAAGAUCUCAGUAUUGUCUAUCAUAUCAUAAGAAAAUAGAUUUUUGAAACUAAAACAUGAAAUACAUGUAAUUAUCAUCAAAUAGUACCAUUACAAUAUAUUAAAUUUGAAUCUCAGUAUAUUUUUGCAGCGUUUAUAAAGCUAUCAGCUUUAAUAUUGAUUUAUUGAUAUCAAAAAAGCACUGUUGCCUCACACCCCUGUGACCCGGGUUCGACUCUCCGCCUGGGUCACAUGUGUGUGGAGUUUGCAUGUUCUCCCCAUGUGAUUGUGGGGUUUCCUCCGGGUACUCCGGUUUCCCCCCACAGUCAAAAGACAUGCUGAGGCCAAUUGGAGUUACUAAAUUGCCCGUAGGAGUGCAUGUGUGAGUGACUGGUGUGUGAGUGUGCCCUGCGAUGGGCUGGCCCCCCAUCCUGGGUUGUUCCCUUCCUCGUGCCCAUUGCUUCCGGGAUAGGCUCCGGACCCCCCAUGACCCAGUAGGAUAAGCGGUUUGGAAAAUGGAUGGAUGGAUGGAUGGAUGGAUUGUUCAUAUCACUAAAUAAACAAAUUUAGAAAAAAUAUGUCCCCGUAUGCAAGUUCUUCUACGUGUACAGAGUGAUGUCACUUUGUGUCACGUGCAGCUCUGUGAGGCAUGCUUGUGUGGACUGGGGUGUCAUUUGCAGAUGGGCUAUGAUAGAGCCUCCUGAUCCUGGUCCAAUAAGUUUUGUUUGAUACCAACUGAGAAAUUUGUUUAGCUUGUUCUUGCUUUUCAUGUAUACAUUUUAAUUGCGUUUGCUUAAUAAGGUAUUUCAUUUUGUUAUUUUUAUACGUUUUGUAUUUUAAUAAAAUGUCUUUAAAAAGCCCAAA